GAACAGUUAUUUUGAAUAAUUACGCUUAUUGCAGUGAAGAUAUCACCUACAUAAAAUGAAAAGUCUCGUGCUUUACGCCUGUAUUUUAAUAAUUGCUUUUCAGCCGUCUAGUUCAAUAGAACUAAAAAAAAUUAAAAAUAUAAUAGAAACUACUGUGAAUGAUGUUGAAGCUUGCCAGGCUGAAAAUAAUGUGACUGAUGCUGAUGUAUACGGUCUCGAAGACAUGGGGUCUGACUUACCCACCCAACCCGAAAAUGAAGAAAGAACAAGAAAAAUGGGCUGCUGGAUUGCGUGUGCCUUAAAAAGACAGAAUUUAAUGGACGAAGAUUCAAACAUUAACGAACCGCAAAUUCAUGUAAGAAUAAAUUUAGAGUAUGGUGAUUUUCCUGAUCAAGCCAUUGUUCACCGAAUUGGGAGUAAAUGCAUGAAAGAAGUGAGAGAUAUUACGCAAGAAUGUGAGAAAAGCUUCUCCCUGCUUGUAUGUGCUGCAAAAGCUGUAAUGGAGGAACGGAAAUAUUUGUUAAAUCACUAGUCAAUUUAACUUGUGAUAUUACUGUGGUAGUUUAGUAGAGUUA
This is a messenger RNA of Trachymyrmex cornetzi, 575 nucleotides long. Its product is annotated as pheromone-binding protein Gp-9. The coding region runs from base 56 to 532 and encodes 158 amino acids. NCBI's taxonomy places the organism in Eukaryota, Metazoa, Arthropoda, Insecta, Hymenoptera, Formicidae. Gene Ontology annotation, molecular function: odorant binding. The record is from RefSeq and is a predicted model, not a curated record. The transcript is spliced from 5 exons.